Messenger RNA from Nycticebus coucang (slow loris), 1281 nucleotides. RefSeq names its product hes family bHLH transcription factor 7 (gene HES7). Gene Ontology annotation, biological process: anterior/posterior pattern specification; regulation of transcription by RNA polymerase II; regulation of neurogenesis. Bases 24 to 701 code for a protein of 225 amino acids. Lineage: Eukaryota; Metazoa; Chordata; Mammalia; Primates; Lorisidae. The record is from RefSeq and is a predicted model, not a curated record. Gene Ontology annotation, cellular component: nucleus. The transcript is spliced from 4 exons. Gene Ontology annotation, molecular function: RNA polymerase II cis-regulatory region sequence-specific DNA binding; DNA-binding transcription factor activity, RNA polymerase II-specific; protein dimerization activity.
CCACACCAGGGUCCGGAGGAGUAAUGGUCACCUGGGAUCGAACUGAGAAUAGGGACGGCCCCAAGAUGCUGAAACCGCUUGUGGAGAAGCGGCGCCGGGACCGCAUCAACCGCAGCCUGGAAGAGCUGAGGCUGCUCCUGCUAGAGCGGACCCGGGACCAGAACCUCCGGAACCCGAAGCUGGAGAAAGCAGAAAUACUGGAGUUCGCCGUGGGCUACUUGAGGGAGCGAAGCCGGGUGGAGCCCCCGGGGGUUCCCCGGUCCCCAGCCCAGGACGCCGAGGCGCUCGCCAGCUGCUACUUGUCCGGCUUCCGCGAGUGCCUGCUUCGCUUGGCUGCCUUUGCGCACGACGCCAGCCCAGCCGCCCGCGCCCAGCUCUUCUCCGCGCUGCACGGCUACCUGCGCCCCAAGCUGCCCGGACCGGAGCUGGUAGAUCCGAGGCCUCCAGCGCCGCGCCCACCGCUUGAUCCCGCCGCACCCGCCCUAGGCCUCGCGCUGCACCAGCGCCCCCCAGUGCACCAGGGCCCCCCUAGCCCGCGCUGCGCGUGGUCCCCAUCCCUCUGCUCAGCCCGCGCCAGGGAUUCCGGCGCGCCGGCGCCCCUCACAGGACUGCUGCCUCCGCCGCCGCCGCCUCACAGACAAGACGGGGCGCCCAAGGCCCCGCCGUUCCCGCCAACCGCUUUCUGGAGACCUUGGCCCUGAGCUGUGGUGGGGGGUGGAGGCGGGGACUGGGGGUGGGGUAGAGACUCCAGCCCGUGGGCAGCAGAGGUACCCGGGCGUCCGGGCGAGGAGGUAUUGGGGAGGGCGGCGGGGCGCGCGGACUCAGCGCGCGGGUGAGAUGUGGUCUAUAUUAGAGUAUCUAUAUAAAUAUAUAUUUCCCUGGUUCUUGUCCCUUUUCCCUGACCCCCUCCUCCUUGCGUCUAGGACUGUACACUCUUUGCUCUCCGCCGAGUCCCAGUUCCUUUACGAGUCCCUAGUGCAUGGAAUAAAGUGGUUAUUAAAUCCCCGUGUGUCCCCGAGCCAGGGGCCUGCCUUUAUCUCGACGUCCACGCCCACUUUCCCUUCCCUUCCCAGUCUUGCUCUCCGUGGCCCAAGCUCCGGAGCAGACAGGUAAGUAAAGAAGAGAGCAGAGCGGGGACUGAGGUUGGAACUGAAACCAGGUGGAAAACAGAUAGGGUAGGGGAAAAAGGGAUGGGGAGGAUCUUUGAGGAAAGUCAGAUAAAAAGGAAAGAAAAAAAUUUAAAUAAAAUCGACUCUGGUGGGAUUCGAACCCACAACCUUU